AUGAUGUGUCUUCAACAUCCCUAUGCGUGGCUGUUCUGCGGCUUCGCCGCGCUGGGAGCUUGGUUGUAUGGCUAUGAUGGUGUGUAUUUCACCGGUGUUACUGCGUUAGGCACCUCUACUUAUGGGAAAUGUACUUACAAUCAGGGGGCUUCAGAUGUGUUUUCUCGUGAGUUCGGAACACAGCUAUCCGACGGAACGUAUGCUAUCUCGCCAGCGUCAUUGUCAUUGAUGACCUCGAUGAUCAAUCUGGGCGAGUUGGUCGGUUCCUUGUCGUCCGCUACUUUCAAUGACUACCUAGGCCGCAAAGGCAGCUGGCUGUUGGGUGCUCUUUUUCUCAGCAUAGGGGUUGUCUUGCAACUGGUUACCUCCUCGCAAACAAGCUUUAUCAGUGGCGGCAGGGCUAUCAUGGGUUUUGGUGUUGGGAUCUUCUGUGCCACUUCCCCGCUGUACAUUGCAGAGGUUGCACCCACAGAAGUCCGCGGUCCUUUACUUAUGUUCUGGCAAUUGACUCUGUCCGUCUCUCAAAUUGUGGCCGCAGGGAUCAACCGCGGUGUCUCAAUGAACGAGACAAAUUUUGCUUGGCGAUUCCCAACUGGUUUCCAACUCCUUUUUCCUUUCUUUGUCUUUUGCAUGGUCUGGUUCAUCCCUGAGUCUCCGCGAUGGCUCGUCCGCAAGAACAAAGUGGCCAAAGCAGAACAUUCUCUCAGACGAAUCCAUCGUGAAAAGGAAAAUUACGACCCUGCGAGUGAUAUUCAACAGAUCAAUGAUACUCUGCAGCAAGAAAUACAUCUUUCAGGUCAAGGGUCCUGGUCCUCAUUGAUCAAAGACCCUAUCGAGCGAAGAAAAGUCUUGUAUUCAGCAGGGGCUUUAAUUGCCCAGCAGAUCAAUGGGAUACAGUGGUUCUACUACUUUGGAACCGUCUUUUCCAAAGCCAUUGGCUUGAGUGAUCCCUUUCUGAUGACACUGAUUGUGUUUAUCAUUCAGUUGUUCGUCGUACUUGCUGCCUUGCUUUUGUCGAACCGUAUUCCAAGACGUCCGCUGAUGCUAACCUGUACGUGCAUCAUGAUGCUUUCCAUCUUCAUUGUUGGAUGCAUGGGUAUUCAUAGCGAUGGCAACUACGUUGCUCCUAUCUACGGCAAGGUCAUUAUUUGUUUUGUUAUAGUUGAGAUUGUCGCUGCCAAUUUCUCAUGGGGGCCACUUGGUUGGGUCAUUGCGUCUGAAAUGGCAGUGGGUCCGAAUCGGAACAAGAUUUAUGCAAUUUCGGUUGCUUGUUUCUGGAUUUCUAUAUGGGUAACUGUUUUUACACUGCCUUACCUCUACUAUUCGGCCAAUCUGGGACCAAAGACGGGAUUUAUCUACACCGGUCUGUGUGGAAUUUCCCUAUCCUACGUAUAUUUCUGCGUUGGUGAAGUGACAGGUCGAUCUAUGGAAGAAAUUGAAGAAUUCUUCCAAAAAGGUAUUCCGGUCACCGAAUGGAAGAAUCAACCUCGACGCCAGAAUCCACAGCUACACUCAUCACACGAAGAUCCAGAAAUGACAGGUGGGGAAAAUGGUGCUAGAGAAAUGGGGAAGCAUGAAAGCGAGGCUAAGGAGAUUGAGCUUGCUUAG
Messenger RNA from Talaromyces amestolkiae, 1608 nucleotides. RefSeq lists its product as uncharacterized. The transcript is spliced from 6 exons. Bases 1 to 1608 code for a protein of 535 amino acids. The record is from RefSeq and is a predicted model, not a curated record. Gene Ontology annotation, cellular component: membrane. Gene Ontology annotation, biological process: carbohydrate transport; transmembrane transport. Gene Ontology annotation, molecular function: carbohydrate:proton symporter activity. Lineage: Eukaryota; Fungi; Ascomycota; Eurotiomycetes; Eurotiales; Trichocomaceae.